ACGUGACGUUUAGCUUCGCGUACGCGUGGACCGACCUUUAAGUUUCGAAUCCCCCAUGCUCGCCGCGUUCACCGAUCCGUGACGAUUCCACGGCGGUGCGUGUACCGGCAGUCGGUUGGAAUAAUCGCCUCGUGGCAGGUGAAGACGAAGAUCGGCGAGGCCUGAGCCAGUCGCCUAGUCAGCUUAGCAGCCCGUCGCACGAGGCACGGACGAGCUGCGCGUAAGAUCGUGCUGCUUCGUUCGCCGAGCUCUCUUCUCCGCUGCAAGAAAAAUCUUCGCGUAGCCGCCCGCGACUCGUAGUGCGCGACACGGGACGUGCGUGCGCGAGCUUUCUCGUACGCAUUCGCGCGUGUAUCGUUCCUUUUCUUUUCUCCUCUUUUCUCUCGUUCCUUUUUUUCCCUCCGUUUCUUUCCCCCUCGUUCUCGAUAGCCCCGUAGUCGGUCUCCCGUCUCUCCGCUGUUCUCUCCGGCGGUCAGUUUCUGUUUGGUUGACGCGCGGCGACAUCACGAGGGUCGAGGAGCAUGUCUUCCCUGAAAGGUGAUAAAGUUCCGUGUGCACGGCUCUGCCAUAUCGUCAAAUGGGACGAUUUUGACGGGUACGGGUUCAAUUUGCACGCGGAGAAAGGGAAGAACGGCCAGUUUAUCGGGAAGGUGGACGACGGGUCGCCGAGCCAGGCCGCUGGCCUACGGCAGGGUGAUCGGAUCGUGGAGGUUAACGAGAUCAACAUUGCCAACGAGACUCACAAACAGGUGGUCGAGCGCAUCAAGGCAUUCCCGAAUGAGACUAAGCUCCUCGUCGUUGACCAGGAGGCCGACGAAUAUUUCAGGGCCAACAACAUCGUUAUCAAGGGCACCAUGGCGAACGUCAAGGUGAUCAAGACCCCCGAGAAGAAUCCGAACAGUGUCGAGCAAGAGGAUGAGCUCAACGGCAGCAAUGCUUCCACUGAUGAGAACAUACAGAAGUCGAACGACACGUCGCAGCACAGCGAGGGUAGCACUGUGUCGGCAAACGCGACGAGAACAUCCGCGAGGAGCGAGAACGAGAGCGACCAGUCCGGUCGGGAGAACGGAAACGGGAUCAGGAACGACAGUCCAACGAUGGGCGGUCACGUGCACGGGACCGGGAACGGCAGCGUCGGCGGGAACGAGCCGCGCCAGGGACUGAACCUGAAGAUGAGCGCGAAAGAGCUCAGAGCUCAGCUCGCCGCGCGCAAGAAGUACGACCCGAAGAAAGAGUCGAUCGGGUUCAAGGACAAGUUCGACAUCGUGCAAAAGUUAUAACCGAUCGCGCGCGUCCCCGUUCCCCGUCUCGACAGAGUCGUUUCCGGCCACGCUCCGCGGUUCACGGUGCUCCGCCCGGUCCCUCUCUAACGGUAGCAGGAAUCGUUCGCCCCAUUCCCGACCUUGCGACCCUCCGGAUGUCUACUACCCGAAACACGAGACGAGGGCCGUGUCUCAAUCGUCGAGGAUACUUCCGGCGAGCAAUCUCUCAACCGCGAAAAACGUCGCGCCGCGGAUCGCGCGACAGACGCGUCAGCGAUAAGUUUCAUCGACGUUGUUUUUGGAUCAACCAGAAUCCAGCGGAACUAGGUCUUCGAUGUUAAUAGUAUCGGCGACGAGAACGUCUGCGUCAACGAGAUACAUUGUACGUUUUAUGUUUGAAAUGUUCGAGAAUCGAAGUUUCGAAGCAACAUGGUGGAUCGCGGUUAUUUUUGUUAUUGAUGUUAGGUUUGUUAUUGGCCCUUUAAAAUUGGAUGCGUAUCAUGUAAACGAAUGUUGACUUUCUGUAAUUGAAUGAAUGCGAAGAAUCCUUCGAGGACUUUAGGAUGUUGCAAGAUCGAACGGAAUCGAGGCCACCGAUGAAAAUGGUAACAGCGUGCAAGUCCCGUGAAACUUUUGGUUUUCAGCGGAUUCUUGUUGGAAAAAACGAUUGCAAAUUGGACGCGACACGUUUCACAGUUGAUCGAACCGAGCCAGGAGUUUCUCGUUCCAGCGUGCCGCGCGGUUGUCCCGCUACCUGCAAGAACGGGGGGUUCGCGCGCAAGCCAAGGACGAUCGCGACGAGCGACGCGGGAGAAAGUGUAACGUGUUGCGACGACGCGCCGCGGCGCACCGCGUCAUCGCUAAUUUCUGUUAUCUCUUAUCAAAUUCAAGACACGCGCCGUGUCCCGUGUGUAUCGUGCGUUGCGCGAACGGAUUUCGCACCGAAAUUGCGGACGAAUCCAAGGCUCUCGGAGAAAAGUAGUACAGCAGGUCUCCUUUUAUCCGAACUCGUACCCGGCGAAAUAGUUUGGGUCAUCUGAUCGUUAGGAUAAGGAUCUCAUUCGUUUAUCGUUGAUUCUUACCUCCAACAAAUGAUAUUCAACUAAACGAGUGUCUGCCUCGAUUAUUCGAAUUGAGAAACGUUUUCAUCGAUGAUGGAGGCUCAUCGAUAUUAACAUAAAACUGAAUAUGUUUAUUUCGUUGCAAUAGCGUGGUGCACGAGGAUUGAACAGCUAUUCAAGGAAACGUUCGAACAUAUUUGUCAUGCUAUUUAACGAUAUUUUUUAUGUGCUUCGCCUACGAGUAGAUGGUACGUCGGUGUUCAUAAAUGACGAGCAUAAGGUUCAUUCAUGUAAGCAUUAAUUGCGAGUCAUUCUGUGCGAUGGUAUCGGAAUCGACGAAGGUAUCGUAGAUAUUAAAGAUAUCGUAGAUUUCGGUUGACGAUGUAGUAAGGCUUGUUUCGUUUCAAAAUCGAACUCCACGGAUAUAUCGAUCGAGAGAAAUAAUUUCGGAUAAACGGAGCUCUGCUGCGCAAGAUUCUCCAGUGUUCUACGACGGUUUGCCAAGAUCCGAACGAAUUAUGUAAUUUGAUGGAAUGUAACAGCGCGCGCGGCAGGAACACCGCGACACAAUGCUGGGAAGAGUCGCGCGAUGUUUCCACGUUAGCGUCUCCGGAGAGUCUCUCGCAGGACUCGCAGAAAAUGUUUGGGUACUGUCUCAACUCCGCAUUGCUAAAUAUUACGGCAACCUGUUGUGCAACAUUCAAUUAUCGUCGUCGUGAUCCUUUUUGCUUCGUGUUUCGUACCUUGCGCGAAUACUUGGAGACCGGUCGUUCUAUUUUCCUCUCCUUUUUUUUUCUGUUCGCCACGUGUCGGUAUGCACGCGCAUUCCGAGCUGCGAUCAUUUAUUCGAUCAUCCAACGAGCAGAGUACCCUAACUGUCUCGAGGAGCCUUUGACUUUCAACGUGUCGUAGCGAGAAAGCUUGUUGAAAAUAAAAAGUCGGGAUUUAAGUAGCGAUCGAUAGUGUCCUGUUGAAUUCGAAAUUGUAGAUUACAUUUCGUAAGAAUGCGUAUUAGGUUAUACGAUGCGCCAAAUGCUCGUCAGAAGGUGAUGGCAACAGUUAGCGAAUCCUGCUCAUAAGCGUGGCGUGGCAGACACGCGGAAAUGCAACAGACAGUUGCAGCUAAGUACUUUGUUAUUACUCGCGUAACACGUCGAUCUUCUCGUCGGCGAUUCGAGAUACGCACGGUACAUCGUAUUACAUCACCCAAUUUCGGACAUGCCAAUUUCUGUUCGCAAAUAUAAUCUGGUCACGUAUUUAGCGCGUUGCGUGCGCUUAACGUUAAAUCGACUUUAACCCUUUGAGUUCACGGAGAAUCUACCUUAAAGCUAUUUCACGCCAAUAUUUCACUGGAAACGCUAAUCCUUCGCCUUAUAAUCAACAUCAAUUAUUAUAUAAUACAUAAUGAUUUUAUAACAAUUACAUUCAUAUCAAAUCAUAAAUCAGUACGAAUGAAAAAUUAACUUUAUGUAAUACAUAAUUAUAUAAUAUACAACAAUUACAUUUAUAUCAAGUAUCAGAGAUUGUACAAAGACAAAAUUACAUUCAUCAAUCUUGAAUAUUUUUCGAUUAAUAACAAUCCAAAUGAAACGUUCCACGAUUGCGAAUGAUUAACUUUCACGGAAAAUAUUCCUCUAUACCGUGAGCAUAUAAUUUCUUUUCCGGCUAGGGUAUUAUCGAGAACGACGGAAAUUGUUGCUAGCCUCUCACGGAAUAAAUCAUAAGGCGCGGUGUUAACGUGUUAUUGGUGACUGAGCGUGUUCUCCGGAGACUCGAAGUGUUAAUACGCGAUCGAUGAAGUUGAUUUUACGCCGGCUUUCGCGUCUCCGGUGUACGUAACGCGAAUAUCGAUACAGAAUUCCUGGAAACUUCGGCACGGUUACGUUGUUCGGAGCCAUCCCACGGUUAAAACGCGAUUUCUUCGUAUCGCCAGGGCUGCGUUUUAUACGGCCCGUCUAUUGUCCGGGAUAAUUAGGAUCGAUACGAUCGUCAGCCUCUUUCGUAACUCGAACACACGCUGUUUUCCAUUUGAAAUACGACAAAGACGGCCGUUUCACUGGAAUCGUUCGACGCGAGGUCGCGCGUUUCCUCGAAAUCGUCGCACAACGAAUUUUUCGUACCGCCGACAGGACUGCUCUGGUAUCAGGGUAGAUUCCCUUGCAACCUUGCCCGAUUUUCUUUUGCGAGAUUAUCCUAUUCGAGAGAAUUCUGCGGUUACCCGGCGAAUGGCGUGAGUCACGUUUUCGGAGAACUUCUCACUUUACGUCUCGGUCGAGACCUGGCAAAAUAGAAUUCUACUUUUCAAACGAGAGAAAUAUUUAGAAGCAAUUUAUUCUUUUUAACACUAGGUUGACGGGAUGCGUCGAUUUGACGCAUGAAUUUUAUAAACAUUAUUUGGUAAAUGGUGCACGAAUAUGAAUGCUAAUUUUUAAACCUCUAAUUUCCAAGAUCUAAAUGAACGAACACUGAUUUUUUUAGGAACAAUAGCAUAAACUGUAAUAAAUGUCCGUAAAUCUAGUGUUAAAAAGGGAAUCGAUAUUGAAAUCGGUAAUCGAUACCGUUAGUUAUCGGCGAAUAAUACUGCAUAUUUUGAAAAUUGGAAUAUUUCGCCUCGCAGUCGCAGAAUUUCCUUCACCCGAUUACAAAUUCAUAGUUAAUCCGCGAACGAAGUCGUGAACAAUUCGAAGACGAAGAUAAACCGUGUUGCUUCUCGUUGAAUUUUCUUUGAUCCGGAUAUCCGGGCACCGGAAAUCCGUAGUUCGUGAAACGAGCGCCGAUCGAGCACCGAUAACGAGCACCGAACGAAACGAAAUUCGUUCUCAAGACCUAUGGAAAAUCGCUGAUCCAAUCGGGCUUCCUCGAUCGCGAAGUUAACGAUCUACAACAAUCUCGGAUCGAACUCUAUUUCCGAUAGAUACGUCCGGACCUUUUGUCCGGCGAGUUUUGUAAAUUCUCUAAUAUACUUUUCCUUUUUUUUCUUCUUUUUUGUUUGUUUGUUUGUUUUCAUCGCAACAUUUCGUUGCGAGGUUUGAUGCAUAACGGUAUCCGCUUCUGUAAAUAUUAGAUCUUCGUGUGUCAAGGUCGGUGCAACGAUCGAAACGACUUGCUUGAGAGCGGGGAAAUGUCGCUGAUAUAUUGUUCCGUUUGAAAAUGAUUGUCGUUGACUGGUGCCAAUAGAACAUGCGUACAAGGCGACAUUUUUCUGUCGCGAUGGAAAAUGCGAUUGACAAGUGCGCCGUCAACCCUCGUACAUUAUUCUCAAUUUAAUUUGCCCUUUAAAGGAAACAGUAUAAAGGACACAAAAGGGUCGUCUCUAUUUUAAUUACGUUGAUAAUUAUUGGAGAUAUAAAAGAUGAAUUGUUAAAUUUGCGAUUACUUUAUUGAAAAUAAAGAAAACGAUAUUUUCCUCUAUUUGAAAAUAAUGAAACUAAUGAAAAUAAUGAAAUGGAGGAGGGUUGAUGGUUCUCGAUAUCGAUAGGUAGCAAUAGACGUUGCGAUUUUCUGAUUGAAAAAUGUCAAUUAAUUCUCUCAGCAGAACGUUUUCGGAGAAGUCAUGUUCUCGAGUUCGACGGAAGUUGCUAGCAAAAACUUCUGCACCGGUUCCUUGAAAUAUGUAUAUAAACAUCCCGCGUGAGGUCCAAGUACACACGUUGUUACGAUUAUCGCACGCAUUGUCCAAUGUUAUGUCGUAAGCGUUAAAUUUUAAGCAUUAUGUUUAACAGAGAAGACGACCUAGCUGUACGUUGUUCAUCAAAUUACGUUUACCCGCGUACAUCUGUGUAUAAAUAUCGUUGUACGUAAAUGUCGUUUGUUGUCCUUGUUUCUUGUCACUACUAUCGGCCUUAUCCGUAAUCAUUGAUAACUAUAAUCUGUUAACCGGGAAUAACGAGGUCCCCUGGUCAUUUAUAUUCAGUCGUAUUAUUUGUUGUGCGAUUGUUAUAAACGAAUAGUAAAGUACGGUAACUUUUACGUGGAUAUACGUGUCGAAUGGCCAAGAGUUGCAAAACAAAGAUAAAAUAGAAUUUUAUUUUCUGCGCCAAUAACAUCGUUGAGUUAAAGAUAGUAUGAAAAGGAAGAAUGAGAUUCUAUACAAAGGUUCUAUCUUAUUAUUUUUCUUUUUUUGUUGAAAACUUCUAUGAACUAUAAAUGCAUAAAGAUCUAUAGUUUAGUCCUUGGUUACCUUUUUUGUUUUAAUAAUUAUUUUUUUGUGAUCGUCAGAUCACUUGAUCUGUUGCCUCAAUGUUGUUCCUGCAUGAGCAGCAUGAAAGGGUUUCCACAGUUGAUAGAAAGUAAAAUUAUUCUGCGUUAGGAUAUUCAUAUUCAGAGGAGAGAUAUAGAAGGAAAAUAGAAAAAUAUGCCUGUUGACUUUUGAUAAAUGGAUUCGUUGUGAAGCCAUCUCGUGGUAAAUGCGGAAACUGUUACGAAACUGUAUGGAGUUACUAUUAACGGAUGCUCAAAUAUAUUUUGAAAUUGAAUAUAUGAUUUUAAACUUU
Molecule: messenger RNA, 6816 nt
Organism: Nomia melanderi (Alkali bee)
Lineage: Eukaryota; Metazoa; Arthropoda; Insecta; Hymenoptera; Halictidae
Biological process (GO): protein localization to plasma membrane
Cellular component (GO): apical plasma membrane
Molecular function (GO): protein binding; protein-membrane adaptor activity
Source: RefSeq, a predicted model, not a curated record